CAUUCUUAGGAAAAUCACCGUUAAGUUCAACACAAUCAAGAUUAGGUAACUUAUGAGUUCUUCUACUUCUGAUACUGGUGAAGGGUCUUAUUCUCCUCUUACUCUAUCUGACUUAGAUUUAAGUCCUCUUAAAGAGGUUAGGUUUAGAAGUGAAAGUGACAUAAAACAUGAGUUAAAAUUUAUUGAAGAUCCUGACUACAUCCCACCUUCUACUCCACACAGCGAAAGCUACAAAACAGAAGACAUGUCUUCAAAGGAAACUAUAAGUGUUGGAGGAAGUGAGGAGGUUAGGGCUAGGGAGCAUGAGCAGGAGAAUGUAGAAAUGGAGUCAUCUAGGUUGGAGAUAGCUAAAGAAGAGGUAAGGGAGGAAUAAGGUAUUCUUUCGAACAUUUUAGAAGUUGAGAGUGGCUGAGACAAAAUCUUUACAAUGAUUAAGUUAAAUGUAUGUACAUAUCUUUGAAAUUAACCUCAAAGACCAUAUAUUAAGUUGAGAGCACAUGUGACUACAAUGAAAUGUUCCCUCUCCAUUUAGAUGUACUCUUUUGAAACAAGAUUAUUGCAGAGAAUGAUUCUUUCUUUGUUUCUUUAUUGUGUGUGUAUAUGUAUGCAUGCAUCUGUAUAGUGUGACGCAAACAUUGGUGGAUGGAGGAAUGUGUGCAUUUCUUUUACCUUCAUUAGCUUUGUGCAUGAGUAAAAAGUUAACCAAAUGGUAAACGCAUUAAUAAAAUUGAGAUACUGAA
Messenger RNA from Rubroshorea leprosula, 740 nucleotides. NCBI's taxonomy places the organism in Eukaryota, Viridiplantae, Streptophyta, Magnoliopsida, Malvales, Dipterocarpaceae. The record is from the annotation of a GenBank genome assembly.